Messenger RNA from Drosophila yakuba, 844 nucleotides. It is a transcript of the gene CkIIbeta2, whose product is annotated as casein kinase II subunit beta'. The record is from RefSeq and is a predicted model, not a curated record. The coding region runs from base 99 to 752 and encodes 217 amino acids. Gene Ontology annotation, cellular component: cytoplasm; protein kinase CK2 complex. The transcript has 2 exons. Lineage: Eukaryota; Metazoa; Arthropoda; Insecta; Diptera; Drosophilidae. Gene Ontology annotation, molecular function: protein kinase regulator activity.
ACUCCUUGAGUGAACACUACGAUCCGGACAGCUGUCAUUCGAAAUUAAACACGUGUUAUUGUUAAGCUGGUGUGUCUUUCACUAAUUCAAUUGGAGCUAUGACCGAUUCGGAUGAGACUUCCUGGAUUCAUUGGUUUUGCAAGCAGCGUGGCAACGAGUUUUUUUGCGAGGUGGAUGAGGACUACAUCCAUGACAAGUUCAACCUCAACUUUCUCGAUUCGAACGUGACCAACUACAGAUGUGCCUUGGAGGUGAUCCUUGAUCUCAACUCGGGCUCAGCCUCGGACGCCCCUGCUGAACCAGAACUGGAGGCCAGUGCAGAGAAACUAUAUGGUUUGAUCCAUGCUCGCUUCAUCUUAACCAACCGGGGCAUCGAACUGAUGCUGGAGAAGUACAACAAGGGAGAGUUUGGGACGUGUCCACGCGCCUUCUGCCAGGGUCAGCCGGUGCUGCCCAUUGGGUUGAGCGAUAAUCCCGGCGAGGAUAUGGUCCGCAUCUACUGCCCGAAGUGCAAUGAUGUUUACAUUCCCAAGGCGGCGAGACACUCCAAUUUAGAUGGAGCCUUCUUUGGCAGCGGAUUCCCGCAUAUGCUCUUCAUGGUGAAUCCGGAUGCAAGGCCAAGGCGGACCAAGCAGAAGUUUGUGCCCAGGCUUUAUGGUUUCAAGAUCCACCAGAUGGCCUACCGAACUCUGGCUGAGAUCCAAAAAGAUAUGACGCCAAUAGGAGAAAUCGAUACCCCAUCGCACAACUGAACCCAAAUGUAAAAUUUCUCAUGUGAAACUCAUGUGGUGUACUCCUCGAAUAAAUAGCCACUAUUUGCCUGGCUGGCUUCCAGCUCAUUAAA